Molecule: messenger RNA, 2572 nt
Organism: Aegilops tauschii subsp. strangulata
Lineage: Eukaryota; Viridiplantae; Streptophyta; Magnoliopsida; Poales; Poaceae
Product: 26S proteasome regulatory subunit 8 homolog B
Molecular function (GO): ATP binding; ATP hydrolysis activity
Source: RefSeq, a predicted model, not a curated record
CCGCCGCCACUGCCGCGCACGAGUUCCUGGCCAUCGACGCGCGGUUCCCCACCGACGACAACCUCCGCCGCGACCUGCUCGACAUCAAGCGCCGCCUCAAGGGGCUCGCGCGGCGGAGGCGGUCGACGCCCAGGACCACCCCGUCGUGAUGCGCCUUGUGCGCCUCUUCCCCCUCCUCGACCUCGCGCCCGAGGGCCUCCAGGUCUAUGUCGCCUACCUCAGGCUUUGUUCGGUUAGCCCCUCCCCCGCCGGGAUUGGCGUCCAAUCCCCGCCGAACCCUGUGGUUUCAUCCCGACCGGGAUUCGACCCCAACAUACUUUAUGAACGUGUUCGGUUAAACCCGGCUGGGCCUACACCCUCGUCCAAUCCCUCUCAAACCCCGUGGAACUACCCGGGAUAAAAUCCUGUCCACUCUACCCGUGGAACCAAUCCCUCCCGAGCGACGAAACGGUACGCCAGAAAACAAUCGAGUCCCCGAGCUCUCUCUCUCUCUCCUGCGAUUCAGCGGCGGCCGCGGCCGCGGCGGCGGCGCGGCCAUCCGGAGGCGACGAUGGCGGCAUACUUCUCCACUCCUUCCUCCUCUCCCAUCCGGGAUUCAUGUGGACGGAGAAUAGAGGGGUUUGGGUGACAAGUCGGGGAUCACCCAAUCCCUAGGAGGUUAGAAACCACUCGUGGAAUCGCCCCACUUCAACCGAACAAAGCCUCAAGAAGGUCGUUGCCCUCCGCUCCCGCGCAGACUUCGAGCACCUCACGGACCUAAUCUUUGCAACCCAGCCUACCUCGGAGCGCCCUGAUUUCGUUGGCUGCCUUACCCGUCUCUUCAAGGAUAUUGUGCUCGCCGUUGAGGAGAAUGACGCGGUGCUUCGUGAGCUACGGGGUGAGGAUGGUGUCGCCUACGCCAUCAUCGAGCUGCAGGAGGAAUGCGACUCGAGGGGCACCCAGAUCCUUCGUCGUUAUGCUGAUUACCGGAAGCUUGCAGUCUUUCGUCAAAAUGGUUCAGUUCCCUAACUUUGUGGUUAACGGAGCAAGGUCUUCUAUCAUUGUUUAACAUUGCCAAAUGCAACAACUAAGCUCUCAGAUUUGAAAUGUCAAUAGAUUCAAGGAACUCUGUCAGGAGUUAUAUGAAGAGAAUGGGAUGUACAAGUUCAAGGAAAACUCAAUAUGGUCAAUGCUAAUUUGUACCAAAUUUCGAUCACUAAAAUUUUGCUGGAACCACGUUUAACCUGUACAUGAUUCACGCAUCUAUCAACACCGGUUGACUGAUAACAUAGUGCAUCCUUUUGUCCUCCAAAUCAUAUAGGAGGCAGUCAAGUUUCAUCUUCCAAUUUCUGUGAUAUUUGAACCUAUUAGGAUGCGUGCAUUUACUUUCAACACAAAUAUGUAUUCAGUUUGAUUGUGCACUUCAUUUGAUAGGUGGAUCAAUAUUACUAGCUGAAACUCAUAAAAACCCAUAAACAUCUUUCUUAUAAAAUAGAAGAUGGAUUUGAAUUGUCAUUUAUGCAGUAGCUCAUGAUGACUACUUCAUUUGAUAUUCUCUCUCUGACUCAUGUUUUCCCCUGAAAUAGCAUGAUGCCUAUAGUAUUCAGAUAUUCUCCAUUGCUAUAGUUAUUUGAAUUUCAGCUCUACUUUGCUACUUCGUUAAUAGGUUGAAGCUAUAGGUCAGUCAACCACAUUGUUGAAGCACGAGUGCUCAGUGUCAUCUCCACCGGUUGAGUGGCAAUGUUGAGGUGCUGCUAAUAUUGCCGCCGCUGAAAAUGGCGGUGCUACUAUGAGGGAGCAUGCACCAUCCAUUAUAUUUAUGGAUGAAAUAGACUCUAUUGGAUCUGCUACGAUGGAGUCAGGAUCUGGCAACGGUGAUAGUGAGGUUCAACGUACUAUGCUUAAGCUUCUGAACCAACUUGAUGCUUUUGAAGCAUCGAACAAAAUUAAGGUUCUUAUGGCAACGAAUAGGAUAGACAUAUUGGACCAAGCUCUUCUGAGGCCUGGUCGUAUUGAUAGGAAGAUCGAAUUUCCAAAUCCUAAUGCAGAUUCCCGUGAUGAUAUUUUGAAGAUUCAUUCGAGGAAAAUGAACUUGAUGCCUGGCAUUGAUCUGAAAAAAAUUGCUGAGAAGAUGAACGGAGCAUCAGGAGCAGAGCUAAAGGGACGCCUGAAUGGCGUGCAAAAACCAUCCCAAUAUUCUACCACAUAGCCAUCUGAUCCAUGCCUAGUAAAUAGGCAACCAUGGUGGCCCAUAUCCUGUUGGAAUAUCGACAUUCAAAGAGCAUAUGAGAAGCAAUCUAGGAAGCGGCUUUGCAGAGCUAGCAUAAAGGUUGGCGAGGCUAUUCUCUUAUCACAAGUUGACCCGACAUCCAAAACCAUUCCAAAGGGCACACCGUGCAAACAUACUACAUUUAGGAGGCGCCCAAUCCUCUGGGUCUACCUGAGAUGAUGUGUACUUUACACAUAUAUCGAGCAUGUAAAUAGAAGUUUCUAGCCUCUAAAACAGUGGAAUAGCUUCACUUGUGGCAUAUUCUUGUCCGAUCUUAGUAUGAUGGUUACAUACUACAUUAUGACGGGCUUUGGGCCCAAAUCA